AUGAAGCUUGACAUUUUCUCAUUACAAAUUGUAUCAAAGUAUUUGAUUGAAGAAAAUGAUUUCAUCAACAUCUUGUUGACAUCGACGAAGUGUAGGUAUAUUCUUGAUCGCUUUAGAAUAAAUCCAAUUCCAAUUACUGAUAGUUCAAAACGUCUAUUUCAAUGUAUUCAAACACAACUAAUCUUCAAAGAGUCUGAUUUGGUACUUGACAUAGUCAAACGUAAAAUCAUUUUAUAUAAAGUCAACUACACAAAAUUUAAACAAUCUAAGAGUCCAUUGAACGAAUUUAAAAAUAUUGCUUUAACAAAAGAAGACUUGGAAAAAGAGUUUACAAUAAUACCCAAAGAAGUUAACAUUCUUGAACCAAUUUCUAAGUUCACCAAUUUAACUACAAUUACUCUUUCAAGCUCAAUAAAAAGAAUUGAAAGGGAAACAUUUUCAUCAUGUCAAUUGACUGAGGUUAUGAUUCCUAAUUCUGUUACUUAUCUUGGGAAAGCAUCUUUCAAGAAUUGUACAUUUCUCAAAAAAGUGGUUCUGUCGUUGUUUAUUCACACUUUGAAAUCAGAGACAUUCUCUGGUUGUCAGAAUUUAAGUGAAAUCAAUUUAACAGACUCUAUUACAACAAUUCAAAAAAGUUGUUUCAGAAAUUGUUUUCUACAAGAAGUUGUUCUCUCUGAUUCUUUGGUCAGUGUUGGUGAUGGCGCAUUUUCAUUUUGUAAAGUUAAGACUGUAAUUUGCGCGCGAAAGGAAAUACCACACAACUGUUUUUCUCAAUGUCAAAAAUUGAAAGUCCUUGAACUUGGUACAGAGGUUGAAUUUAUAGGAGAAAACUGCUUUGAAAAUUGUUCUAAAUUGAAACACUUUGAAUGCCCACAGACUUUAAAAUAUAUUGGACAAAAAGCAUUUAUAAGAUGUUCAAAAUUGAAAGAAGUUGAAUUGUCAGAGAAUGUUAUAUAUAUUGGACAGAAGGCCUUUUCAAAGUGUAUUAAAUUGGAAAAAUUGGUUAUUCACAAUCAAAGAUGUUAUAUCGGAGAUAACUUUAUCAACCAGUGUACAAAUUUGAAUCAAUUGGAAUGUCCUCAGUAUUGUGGAUUACUUAUGAAUAACAUGAAUUUGAGUCAAAUGCAAAUAUUAGAUCGGUUAGGAGUAAAAUAUGGGGAUUUCUGUGCUAAUAAAAAACAGACCUGUUUUGAUGGUUUUGCAGACUAUGUUCAAAAUACAAUAUUGAAAGCACCUCCAUUUUCCAAAAGAGAAGAGGUCACUUCUCUGUAUAUCCCAGAAACUAUUCAUCAUUUGGAAUCGUUUAUGUUCUUCUAUUUUAUUAAACUAAAAGAAGUCACAUUACCAAGAGGAGUGGUUGUUCACAAUUUUAUGUUUUCUGAAUGUUCUCAAUUGACACAGAUCAAUUUACCAGAAGAUUUGAAAGCGAUUCCAUCAUACCUCAUAUUCAAUUGUAAUAAAAUAAGGGAAUUGAAGAUUCCAGAAAGUGUUACAAAAAUUGAAGGGAGUGCUUUUAAAAAUUGUGGACUCCGUGGACUAACAAUUCCAAAGAAUGUCCAAUCUAUAGGGAAGUUAUGUAUUUCUAAAUGUAAGUGCUUUUCAUCACUAAAGUUUUUGAAUAACAGAACAUCAUUUGAAAAACUGUUUGACAACAAAAUUGCACAUCAACUUAAAAACAACAACAUUCAGUUUAAACACUUACAUGUAAAUAUUAAAGAUGGGAACCUAAACAACAUCAAGACAGAUAAUAGCGGGUGUUUGUAUACAAUCAAAAUAAAGAACAGUGAACAGAAAAUACUAGAAAUACCACAUAAAGUGAUAGAAAUUGAAUCAAUAACAAGUGAAUAUAUUACUCAAAUCGUAAUUUUGAGUGGAGUUACUAAACUCUAUCCAAGGUGUUUUAAUGGAGUUAAAUAUCUUCAUAACCUUCAAAUGAAAUGUGUUUUAAUGAAAAAGGCUCAACACAUUUUUGAUGAGUGUUGUUUUUUAGAUACACUUGAUAUUGGGAAAAAUAAGGAAGAGAUGUUUGAAGUGAAUUAUCCAUGUGCACUUCGAAUGAAAAAAAUUGGAUAUUGUAAUAUGAAAUGUACAUUUGAAGAAAAAUCACUCAAAGACACCCAAAUGUUACUAAUGGGCACUUCAAGUAUUAAAAUAAAAAAGGAUUUGCACUCAAACGUUUCACUUCUUUCUUUGCCAUCUUCGAUUUCCAAAAUUGAACGAAUGAGAAGUAAUGACGACACUUUGAAACUCCCUCUCCGAAUCAAGAAACUUGGUGAUAGAGCAUUUUAUCAAAACAACUGUGUUUAUCUUGAAGGACACAAUUUGAGUUCUAUAGGUACGUUAUCUUGUUUUUCGUGUAAAUAUUUAAAAAGUGUAUUAUUGUCAUCUUCAUUGAAACAUUUGAAACAAAAUGCGUUUGAAAAGUGUUUUUCACUUGAAUCUAUUGUUAUACCACAGUCCAUUGAAGAAAUAGGAACAUCUUGUUUUCAAGAAUGUAUCAGUUUAAAAGAUAUAACAUAUUUAGGGGAAAAGGGUGUUUGGGGAGAUAGAUGUUUCUCAAAGUGUUAUUCUUUACGUUGGGCAGUAUUACCAACGAUUCACGGAGAGGAAUUUUUCAUUGGGUGCAAUAGUUUGGAAACAGUCAGAGUGACGAAUGGAACAAAAGAAAUGAACAACCAUGUUUUUGAAAAUUGUUAUUCACUUUCAAAAAUAGAUAUUCCACCAACUGUUGAACAUCUUGGGAAUAAAGUCUUUAGUAAUUGUGUUUCUUUAAAAGAAAUUGAAUUGCCGAAAUCAGUUAAUUCCGUUGGGUAUAAAACGUUUCUCAAUUGUCAACAUUUAGAAAGAUGUGUAUUUGCCAAUAAAAACGUUUUUUUGUCUGAAAAUGUGUUUGACAAUUGCCCUUUACUUUCUUCAAUCUUUUUAUCCAACUCUCUUCUAUCGAAUUUUAAAACUUUAUUAUCUUAUGACCAGAUGAAAACAUUGAAUAAAUGUGGAAUUGAAUGUCAAAAAGUUGUUUUGACUCAACAUGAUGUUGUAAAAUACCAACUUAAACAAAUCAAUGACUUACCACAAAUACAAAAACUCGACGACUGUUGCUUCAAAAACAACGAAAUGAGUUCCUUUGUAAUCCCCACAACUGUCACUUCAAUUGGAGAAUUUUGUUUCAAAAACUGUCGAAAGUUGAGUUCCAUUUCAAUACCAAAAAGUGUUUCAUAUAUUUCUUCUCAUUGUUUUGAUGGGUGUACAUCUCUCUCUAUUAUAGAUUUCCAUCCCAGCCUCAAAUUCAGUUCUUCCUGUUUCAAAGGAUGUAAUUUACUUAAAACUCUCUUGCCUCAAUGUGUUCUUGAAACUCCAAGAACACUUGAAAGAAGUCCAUCAUUUGCUUGA
This is a messenger RNA of Entamoeba invadens IP1, 3390 nucleotides long. RefSeq lists its product as hypothetical. NCBI's taxonomy places the organism in Eukaryota, Evosea, Mastigamoebida, Endamoebidae. The record is from RefSeq and is a predicted model, not a curated record. The coding region runs from base 1 to 3390 and encodes 1129 amino acids. The transcript has a single exon.